AUGUCCACACACAAACAAUCCAUGCUCCCGCCCAUCAAUGUGAUAUUCAAGUUUCUCCAGCAGCAGGUUCCUGUCACCAUAUGGCUCUAUGAACAAACACAGCUGAAAAUACAGGGCAGAAUACGUGGUUUCGAUGAGUUCAUGAACAUUGUAAUCGACGAUGCUGUCGAGAUACUAAAGGACUCCGAAGUGCCCUUGGGACGUAUAUUACUCAAGGGAGAUAACAUAACGUUGAUAUCGUCCGUAGAGACGUGA
Meyerozyma guilliermondii ATCC 6260 is the source of this 255-nucleotide messenger RNA. Its product is annotated as mRNA splicing protein. Gene Ontology annotation, molecular function: RNA binding. The transcript has a single exon. Gene Ontology annotation, biological process: mRNA splicing, via spliceosome; spliceosomal snRNP assembly. Lineage: Eukaryota; Fungi; Ascomycota; Pichiomycetes; Serinales; Debaryomycetaceae. Gene Ontology annotation, cellular component: precatalytic spliceosome; U1 snRNP; U5 snRNP. The record is from RefSeq and is a predicted model, not a curated record. Bases 1 to 255 code for a protein of 84 amino acids.